GCCGCAGCCCAGGCCACACUCGGCCGGUCCGGUGCGGAGGAGCUGGGGAAGCUUCCUGGAGGGUUCCGACGGCGAGGAGUACGUCGAGCCAGGUGUGCGAACACCCGGUCGACCGAGUUUGGACAUAUCCCUCGCGAAGAAGAAUGAGGCUUUGUUACGCAUGGCAGCAGAGAAGGUUGGUUGGGAGGCGGUGCGUGGUGGCUCCAAGAGCCGCAUUGCUUGGGUCCUCCAGAAAGAGGACAUUGCUCUGGGCCUGCGCACUCUCGGGUCCAGCCAGUGGCUUUCGCAUCUGCCCGGGAUGCAGGAGGUCUGCGGCAAAAAGAUGCUGGGAGCUGCGCUGAAGGGCCACAGCAAUUGGCCCCGCAGCUGGCAAUUACCAGAGGAGGCUGCCCCCGUGAUGGCGGAUGCCUUCAGCGCAGGCCAGCGACCGACGCUCAUCGUCAAACCCGACCGGGGCUCGCAAGGCUCUGGAAUCGCUCUGGUGAAGAGCCCAGAGGCCAUCGUCCAGGAGUAUAUUGCGGAGCCGCUUCUUCUCGAGGGGUUCAAGUGGGAUGCCAGGAUCUAUGUUCUGCUCGUCCCGGACAGCUCCGGGCGACAGCUCCAUGCGUUCAUGUCUCAGGACGGGCUGGCACGGGUCUGCGUGGACCCUUAUGAGGUGCCUACCAAGAGGAACCUCCACAAACAGCUCUCGCACCUCACGAACUACAGCGUGAGCAAGUUGUCCGACAAGUACGUCCACAAUGACGAUCCCAGCGACGGUGGUUCAGGGUGCAAGCGGAGUCUCCGUGCCGUGCUGGAACGUCUGAACCUGAAGGGUGAGGAUUUCUGGCACGACUUGGGGGCGCUGGUGACGGACACCGUGGCUGCCAUUACCGAGCCGCUUCUGCGCACGUGUUCCAGUGAGGAAUUCUGGAACGGCGACAAGCUCACAGCGGAUCUGGCACAGCAGCAUUUCUGCCGAUGCUUUCAAAUUCUGGGUUUCGACGUCCUCGUGGACCAAGCGGCGAAGCCUUGGCUCCUGGAGCUCAACAAUAACCCGUCCCUCAGCGUGGACGAGGUGGCACCCCUCUACUCUAAAAGCCGUGCCGAGGUUAACCAAGUCUUCGCGGCGCACGCGAAGCUGUGUGGCGAGUCAAAGGGUGAUCGGCCGUGUCGGUGCUCAGUGCAUCCGCGGCCGCACCGCCACAAAGUCUGCCCCAUCGAUGUGGCUGUAAAGCUGCCCGUGGCGAUGGGAACCUUGCAAGUCAUACAGCGAGCACAGGAAUCCCUGCCGGUGGCCGAGUGGGCCAAAGGAACUUCGCUCACUUGGCUCCCGCCGGAUCCUGAUGUCACUGUUCAGCAUGCCAGUGAGCCGGCAAGCGCAGCUCAGGAAGCGGAGUAG
Symbiodinium sp. CCMP2592 is the source of this 1381-nucleotide messenger RNA. The record is from the annotation of a GenBank genome assembly. NCBI's taxonomy places the organism in Eukaryota, Dinophyceae, Suessiales, Symbiodiniaceae.